UGAAUGCAUGUGGUUUAUUGUGGUGAGCAGAUGAACAACUAAAGUACAAGAAAGAAGUGUGUUUGGGCAUGUGUGUUCAUAUGUGUUCGUAUGUGUCUUUGUGCACGUGUGCUCAUAAUGUCAGCACCAGUGUGUAAAGAUCAGCUUCAAUGUCAUGAGCAAAUGAGGGUUUUUUUAAGUGUGAUUUUGUAAUUAAGUGUCUAUUAGAAUGAUUUGCUCUCAUCUGUGUGCUGUGUUCCUGUUCUUCUUGUGUGGUGUGUUUGGUGUUGAUACAGAUGGAUUGAAGUCAGUGUCGGUGAUGGAGGGAGAUUCUGUCACUCUACACACUAAUCUUACUGUAAUACAGAGAGACGAUCUGAUAGUGUGGAUGUUUGGACCUCAAGAGACUCGUAUAGCUGAAAUCUAUAAGCAGAUCAUUGAUAUGUUUGAUAGUAAUGAGACAUUUGGAGACAAACUGCAGCUGGAUUAUCAGACUGGAUCUCUCAUCAUCAGAAACAUCACAAUCAAACACUCUGGACUUUAUAAACUACUGAUCAUCAGUAACAGAGGAACUUCAUACAAGAGAUUCAGUGUUACUGUAUACGCACCUCUUCCUGUUCCUGUCAUCAUCAGAGACUCUUGUCAAUGUUCUUCAUCAUCUGAAAGUUCAUCUAAAUGUGUGUUGGAGUGUUCAGUGGUGAAUGUGACACAGGUGACUCUCUCCUGGUACAAAGGAAACAGUUUAUUCUCCUCCAUCAGUGUGUCUGAUCUCAACAGCAGUCUCUCUCUACCUCUGGAGGUGGAAUAUCAGGAGAACAACAUCUACAGCUGUGUGGUGUCCAAUCACAUCAGAAACCAGACUAAACAUCUCAACAUUACUGAAGUCUGUCAGACGUGUCCAGGAUUUUUACGUCUCUCAUAUCUUAUACUGCUGACUUUAGCUGCUGUAGUCCCAGUGUUCAUCUCGACAUGUGUGAUAUGCUGUGGCUGCAGGAAAUGUAGAAAACAAGGACAGGAAGAUCAGACAAUCAAAGUGACAGAAUACACACAGAUCAUCUAUUACAGUCUUCAGAUGACAGAUCUGUCACAGAAAUCAUAUGAGGAUGUGAACAGAACUGUGAAUGCUGUGACGUAUCAACACACAACACAAUGAAACUCAACACAGCAGCUGUUCUGCAUCAUUAUUAGUGUUAGAAAAAGAGAAUAUAAUCACAGUUUAGGCUAAAUUAACCAGUGCUUCAAGCAAUAUGUGAGCUGUUCAGCUAAACGUGUUUGUAUUAUAUAAGUGUAUAUGAAAUGCUUUGAUGGAUGUUGUUGAACAUAAAAGCACCAUAACUCGUGUUUUCUGUGGCAUUACACUGAACUGUAUCAUCCUGGAUGAUACGAACAUUUAAGAGGCUGGGGAGAGGAGCAGUGAGUGAGUCGGUCACAUUUUUUGGAAAAAUAAUUAAAAGGGGGUCCCGGCAAAUUCUGAGAACAUGUGUCUUUUUAUCUAAAGUCAGGCAUCAACUCACAAUCUUUAUCUAAAAGUAAAAAGGCAGCAGUUUGUGAGAAGGCAGCUGACCUCAAUGCAAAUGCUCCUACUGUAUCUUUUCAAUGUUAUUUUCAUGAUUUAUAC
This is a messenger RNA of Myxocyprinus asiaticus (Chinese sucker), 1597 nucleotides long. RefSeq names its product natural killer cell receptor 2B4-like. The transcript has 6 exons. The record is from RefSeq and is a predicted model, not a curated record. NCBI's taxonomy places the organism in Eukaryota, Metazoa, Chordata, Actinopteri, Cypriniformes, Catostomidae. The coding region runs from base 209 to 1132 and encodes 307 amino acids.